AGAUCCAUUUUCCUGGUUGGAUUCGGAGCGAUUGAUGGGCUGUGGACAUAUGUGUGUGGAUUACAUUACCCAGAGACUUAAAAAGCAGCAGUAUUAACCUGCCUCCAGGUACAUCACAAGGUCAAGAGAGGGUCUUGAAGCCGUCUUGUUCCCUUCCAACUAGACUUUCCUGUCUUGAUAGAAAGACUGUUUACGCGGCGGGCCACAGCAUCUGAAGCCAAAAGUUAAGCCCUUCCAGGAGCUGGUUUGCUUUACAAACAAGGUGAUAAAGAUUGCUUUGCAAACUGUUUGAUAGAAUUCUUGACUUUCCUUCAGCCUUUUCCCCUGCGCUCCGUCCUCCCCAUCAAAAUGUCACGAGCUCUUGAAGCGCAAGGAUUUGGCUUGGAGAACUUGAAGCAAACGUGAUCAAAGGAGAUGGGAGAACGCUCUCUUUGCCGCUCCGUGGGAUGCGCAGCCUGCCUUGAGAAGGACCAUUUCUCUCCUUGCUUCUGCUUCGCCGUGCUGGGCCGACUGUGCGUGUGCAAGUGUGAGUGCGAGUGCGCGCGCGCCCGGGUGCGAGUGUGAGUGUGUGUGUCUGUGUGUGCGUGCGCGGCCGCCCUGCCUCUGCCCGCUUCCCGGGCGCGGAGCCGCGGGUUUCAUGGGGCGAUCUGCGCGGAUCCCCCACCCAGCGCGACCUGCGGGCAGUGGCGGCAGUGGCAAGAGCCACCUCUCGGACUCCCUAGGAUGCGGGUGCUGAGCCAUGGCAAAGGGCAGCGAAGUGACCAAGGAGACCCGUGUAGGACUGUGAAAGCCACCUGGAGCUACCUUGCUGGGAUUGUACCUGCGGGCAGAAAGUCCUACGACCGUCUUUCCCCCUGAGGCACCAGAAUCCCUGUAACCAUUCUGCCAGGUGUAGAAGCUGAGCGCCCUUUCUUCUGACACUGUCCUCGGCACCAUCUUUGGAGAUGCUCUCACGCUGGUGGUCCUCUGUAGCAGCCAGUGCUGACUCCUGCACAGCAGUCAAGAACUCUUCAGGCUUCAGAAGCUCUUAAACUGAUCUACAAUGGAAAAAUUUCUUUUUUAUCUGCUUUUCAUUGGCAUAGCAGUGAGAGCUCAGAUCUGUCCAAAGCGUUGUGUCUGUCAGAUUUUGUCUCCUAAUCUUGCAACCCUCUGUGCCAAGAAAGGGCUUUUAUUUGUUCCACCAAACAUUGACAGAAGAACUGUGGAACUGCGGUUGGCAGACAAUUUUGUUACAAAUAUCAAAAGAAAAGAUUUUGCCAAUAUGACCAGCUUGGUGGACCUGACACUAUCCAGGAAUACAAUAAGUUUUAUUACUCCUCAUGCUUUUGCUGAUCUACGAAAUUUGAGGGCGUUGCAUUUGAAUAGCAACAGGUUGACUAAGAUUACAAAUGACAUGUUCAGCGGGCUUUCCAACCUCCACCAUUUGAUAUUGAACAACAACCAGCUGACGUUAAUUUCUUCGACUGCAUUCGAUGACGUGUUUGCCCUGGAGGAGCUGGACCUGUCUUAUAAUAAUCUAGAAACGAUUCCUUGGGAUGCCGUGGAGAAGAUGGUUAGUUUGCACACCCUCAGUCUGGAUCACAAUAUGAUCGACAACAUUCCUAAGGGGACUUUCUCCCACUUGCACAAGAUGACUCGGCUAGAUGUGACAUCCAAUAAACUGCAGAAGCUACCACCUGACCCUCUCUUUCAGCGAGCUCAGGUACUAGCAACCUCAGGAAUCAUAAGCCCAUCUACAUUCGCAUUAAGUUUUGGUGGAAACCCCUUACAUUGCAAUUGUGAAUUGCUGUGGUUGAGGCGACUGUCCAGAGAAGAUGACUUAGAGACGUGUGCUUCUCCUGCACUGCUAACUGGUCGCUAUUUCUGGUCAAUUCCUGAGGAAGAGUUUUUGUGUGAGCCUCCUCUCAUCACUCGUCAUACACAUGAGAUGAGAGUCCUGGAGGGUCAAAGAGCAACAUUGAGGUGUAAGGCUAGGGGAGACCCAGAGCCUGCAAUUCACUGGAUUUCUCCUGAAGGGAAACUUAUUUCAAAUGCAACACGGUCUCUGGUGUAUGAUAAUGGAACGCUUGAUAUUCUGAUUACGACUAUGAAGGAUUCAGGUGCUUUUACCUGCAUUGCUUCCAAUCCUGCUGGGGAAGCAACCCAAUCCAUGGCUUUACAAAUAAUUAAACUCCCUCACGUACUAAACAGUACAAACCAUAUUCAUGAGCCUGAUCCUGGUUCUUCAGAUAUUUCAACUUCUACUAAGUCAGGUUCUAACACGAGCAGUAGUAAUGGUGAUACUAAAAUGAGUCAAGAUAAAAUUGUGGUGGCAGAAGCAACUUCAUCAACAGCACUACUAAAAUUUAAUUUUCAAAGAAAUAUCCCUGGAAUACGUAUGUUUCAAAUCCAGUACAAUGGUACUUAUGAUGACACCCUUGUUUACAGAAUGAUCCCUCCUACGAGCAAGACUUUCCUGGUCAAUAAUCUGGCCGCUGGAACUGUGUAUGACUUAUGUGUCUUGGCCAUAUAUGACGAUGGCAUCACUUCCCUCACUGCCACAAGAGUCGUGGGUUGCAUCCAGUUUACUACGGAACAGGAUUAUGUGCGUUGUCAUUUCAUGCAGUCCCAGUUUUUGGGAGGCACCAUGAUUAUUAUUAUUGGUGGAAUAAUUGUAGCAUCUGUGCUGGUUUUCAUCAUCAUUCUAAUGAUCCGAUACAAGGUUUGUAACAAUAAUGGGCAACAUAAAGUCACCAAGGUUAGCAAUGUUUAUUCUCAAACAAAUGGGGCUCAAACCCAAGGCUGCAGUGUCACGCUGCCCCAGUCCAUGUCCAAGCAAGCUGUGGUACAUGAAGACAAUACCCAGUGUUGUAAAGUUGCCAAUGACAAUGUGAUCCAAUCUUCAGAAACUUGUUCAAGUCAGGACUCCUCUACCACUACCUCUGCUUUGCCUCCUACCUGGACUUCAAGCACAUCUGUGUCCCAAAAGCAGAAAAGAAAGACUGGCACAAAGCCGAGUACCGAAUCACAGAGUGAAGCUGUCACAAAUGUUGAGUCCCAAAACACUAACAGGAACAAUUCAACUGCAUUGCAGUUAGCUAGCCGACCUCCGGAUUCUGCCACAGAGGGGCCCACGGCUAAAAGAGCACACACACAGCCAAAUGCUUUGCUGACUAAUGUUGACCAGAUGGUCCAGGAAACACAGAGGCUGGAGUCAGUCUGAAGAGCACUAUUGUCUCUCCUGAAAGAAGUUGCCACUGAUAUUUUUACUGGAAAGUUAAAAAUUGUUUCAGUUCACAAAAGUUAAUUGUCGAACUGAUAUCCUGGAAGAAACCAUCCAUGGGGGCUGGGGUAGAAGUCUCCGAUGCCUGCACAAUGGCUCCAUCAGACCAUGGCUCAUCCCCUUUGGAAACCAAAUUUUCUUUGGCCUACAGAUUUUCUUUUCAAGGUGGAAAGAGAAAAGCCUAUAUUGGCAUCAAUUUCUGUAUCAGUCCAUCUUACAUUGCCAUUCAUGAUUUAACAGACUGUAGAAUCUUGAAUAAUCUAUAACACUUUAACAAAUAAAUGUUUUACUAUGAC
Messenger RNA from Ochotona princeps (American pika), 3558 nucleotides. RefSeq names its product leucine rich repeat and fibronectin type III domain containing 5 (gene LRFN5). The coding region runs from base 1043 to 3202 and encodes 719 amino acids. Gene Ontology annotation, molecular function: protein binding. The record is from RefSeq and is a predicted model, not a curated record. Lineage: Eukaryota; Metazoa; Chordata; Mammalia; Lagomorpha; Ochotonidae. The transcript is spliced from 6 exons.